This is a messenger RNA of Vigna radiata var. radiata (mung bean), 1204 nucleotides long. Its product is annotated as probable fructokinase-5. Gene Ontology annotation, cellular component: cytosol. NCBI's taxonomy places the organism in Eukaryota, Viridiplantae, Streptophyta, Magnoliopsida, Fabales, Fabaceae. The transcript is spliced from 5 exons. The record is from RefSeq and is a predicted model, not a curated record. The coding region runs from base 1 to 984 and encodes 327 amino acids. Gene Ontology annotation, biological process: fructose metabolic process. Gene Ontology annotation, molecular function: fructokinase activity.
AUGUCAGACUCAGCAGAUCCAUUAGUGAUAUCAUUCGGUGAGAUGCUCAUCGACUUUGUUCCUGACACAUCUGGUGUCUCCUUGGCUGAGUCCAAUGCUUUUAUCAAAGCCCCUGGAGGUGCUCCUGCUAAUGUAGCUUGUGCCGUAGCCAAACUUGGUGGCAAUGCUGCUUUCAUUGGCAAGGUGGGAGAUGAUGAGUUUGGAAAGAUGCUGGUUGAUAUUUUGAGGAAAAACAAAGUCAACACUGAUGGCAUUUGCUUUGAUACGGAGGCAAGAACUGCUUUGGCUUUUGUGACAUUGAGGAAGGAUGGAGAGAGGGAGUUCAUGUUUUACAGAAAUCCCAGUGCAGAUAUGUUGCUGGCGGAGUCAGAAUUGAAUAUGGGUUUGAUCAAGAAGGCUAAGGUAUUUCAUUAUGGAUCCAUUAGUCUGAUAUCAGAGCCAUGCAGAUCAGCACACUUGGCUGCAAUGAAAGUUGCUAGAGAAAGUGGUGCUUUGCUCUCCUAUGAUCCAAAUCUCAGGCUUCCUUUGUGGCCUUCUAAGGAGGCUGCUAGGUCUGGAAUCAAGAGCAUAUGGUUUGAUGCGGACUUCAUCAAGGUGAGUGAUGACGAAGUUAAAUUCCUAACAGAAGGUGAUCCUGAGAAGGAGGAUGUUGUGAUGUCUCUGUGGCACGACAGAUUGAAAUUGCUUCUAGUGACUGAUGGAGAGAAGGGUUGCAGAUAUUUCACCAAGAACUUCAAAGGAAGGGUAAAUGGAUUUUCAGUGAAGGCAAUUGACACAACUGGUGCUGGUGAUUCUUUUGUGGGUGCACUUCUCACAAGUGUGGCCAGGGACACUUCCAUAUUUGAGAAUGAACAAAAAUUGAGAGAGGCUUUGACGUUUUCGAAUGCUUGUGGAGCAAUUUGUACAACAGCCAAGGGUGCAAUUCCUGCACUUCCAACCGUAGCAGAGGCUUCCAACUUUAUUUCCAACUCUAAACCCUCAUAGAGUCCACAGAACCACCCAUUCAUUUUCAUGUCAGAGUCUCCUCUUAUUUAUAUACCUUUGAUAUUUCAUACCCAAAUACUUCAAAUUCUUGUUUCUGUUUAUGAAUAAUAACAGAUAUGCUUUUCAUUCUCUGCCUUCUAUAAGCUAAUUUUAUGAAAUCCGAGAGUGGCGCACGAUUGAUUAUAUAUAUAUAUAUAUGUGUGUGUGUGUAAACAUAGCG